GAUUAUUAUGAAAGUGGAAGUUAUAAGGGUAGUAAUGAAUGUCUUAUAACACUUCGACUGAAAGUGACAAUAAUAAAGACAAUUAAAUAAUACUUGCUAAAUUGUGUUUUGGAACUUAAAAUUUUAAUAUUCUAUGCAUCAAGAUGUCCAGGAAUGAUUGGGAUUAUAAAUUGUUUCAUCGAUAUCGUCUAUGAUUUCAAAGAGAAUUCAAUUUGCAGUUAGAAGCUUAGCCUAAACAAAAUCAAUACAUUUUCAGCUUCGGAAUACGUCGAUAAAUAACGUUGCUGCAAACCCUUAAUAAUAUUUCACGCAACCCUCUGGAAUAUUUAGAAAUCCCCUAUUAUUCCCCGGAAAACUUCUGAGACGGCCUGAGAACCUCCGAAACUUUUUCUUUUCUUUAACAUUUUAUUUAUUCGUGAAUUUUAACUAGAACUAGUUAUACAUCCUCUGAUAUCCCAGGAGCGCCUAAAACGCCUCAACCUUUCUUCACUCCACAACUUCUCUGAAAAAAAUUGGAAACUCCCUCUGAAAAAAUUGGAAAUUGAAAUUGAUGAUACAUAAUUUUGAAACCUCCUUAAAACCCCCUGAGGCUGCUGAAAAUCCCCAAAUACCUCCUGAGACCUUUGAACGCACCUAAAGCCCCUUGAUUCUCUGGAAUGAUAUAUCCUUAACGCUUGAGCGAUCGUGCUGUUGUUAAUGUACAACACGUUGAAAAAAAUCUCACUUUUUGUACCCCGCAUAAGCGUGGUGCUGGCGAUGGUGGCUAACCGCGCGACUGUCGGAAGGUUAAAUGAAAAGCGCCCAUGAGCCUCCCUCCCUCCUCCAAACUCAUCUAAAACCACCUAUGGCCACUUCUUGAAAUAACCCGGAACUUAUCUUUCUCCUCUUUUGGGGUCGUCCAUAAAUGGCGUAGCAUUUUAGGGGGAAGUAGGGAGUUUCCGAUUAUGCUGCGAGCCAUGUAUAAGACAUGGGAAAAAAGACUACAAGGAGGGUGUUGCGACGGUAUCGCGUGUAUUUGAGUGAAACUGGCAACUGUCCUAUCCAAUAGGAAUUAAUUGAAUGUGAAUGUACAUAUUAGAAUUGUAAGGAGAUUUAGUGUUAAGUUGAGCGUUGAGUGGAAGAGUUCGUUAGUGAUUAAGAAACUAUCAUCAUUGAAGCUGCCGUAAUCAAACGCUGCUCUCGAUAUGUGUUUCCCUAAUCCCGAAGAAACUCGCGCCAACAAACUUCAAUGAUGAUAAAUCAUCAACACAAAGAAGUCGGUAUGGCUACCCGACUGGACGCCCUCAAGCAGCAACUCGAAGAGUUCGAAGUCCGGAGAGCGCUUUGGCGCAAACAGUGCCAGGAUGAAGAAAGGCGCAGGGCACUGGAGUUCGAGCGCGAACUUGCGCAGAUGGAUAAAAAGUUCUCCGAUGCGAUGGAGAAAAUUGAAUUGGAGUACGCGGCAAAGAAAGAGGCACUAAUGUGUAGAUAUAGUGGGAAAAGUGUCCGAAAUGAAUCGACAACAACUAAGUCCGAUUCAUUGAACGACCAAGCCCAGUUACAGUUUGCCUGCUCCAAUGCUCCAGAUCCAACCACAACGACAUCCCAAAUUAAUUUCGUUGCUCCGCGAACGCAACCUCCCCAGCCGCUUUCAGCGGUAUCUAAUGAAAACAAUGGCAUCCCGCACACGGUCCCCAUCGUAUCGACGACAAUCCAUUCUAAUCAGAAUCAAUCAGCACGCAGUAUGCAGCUUGCUUCUGAUCCGAUAGAGAUGGAAGUGAAACAAUCGACGGUGAAUAUGAGAGAAGAAUGUGCACUAGUGAAGAAGGCCCCCGUCGUCGUCGUCAGUGUUGAACGCAACGCUGUUUCUGAAUGUAUUGUUUUUGACCCCGGCGGAGCUGCUUUGUAAAGACUACCACACCGUCUGCAUUGCACAGUGGUACAGAGAGAUGUUAUUGAGGAAAUUUAAUGCAAGAAUUGAAAUGUAUAUAGAUUCGAAAAGUGAUGAGAUAGUUAGUUACCAGUUUCACGGGGGGGAGAAUGUUGCGACGGUAUCGCGUGUAUUUGAGUGAAACUGGCAACUGUCCUAUCCAAUAGGAAUUAAUUGGAUGUGAAUGUACAUAUUAGAAUUGUAAGGAGAUUUAGUGUUAAGUUGAGCGUUGAGUGGAAGAGUUCGUUAGUGAUUAAGAAACUGUCAUGUAAGUUAAUUUUAAGUAAAACCAUGUAAAUAAUUAAAAUGAAUUCUUUUAAAUAUAGCAUUGAAGCUGCCGUAAUCAAACGCUGCUCUCGAUAUGUGUUUCCCUAAUCCCGAAGAAACUCGCGCCAACAGAGGGUGUCAAAAAUCGUAAAAAAAACACUACGUCAUUUACGGACGACUUUUUGAAAACUCUCCCGCAUUCUCUUUACACUCUUUAUAUGCACCAUUACGAGCAUUCCUGCAGAUCUAAAUGAUCUGAGUUCCAGAAUGAUUUAAACAAGUAAACAGGUUUCAAUCAAUCCUGACAACUUAUCUUUAUAGAGCAAAGCCAAAAAAUCAUCAUUAGACCGAAACACAGUUCCCAGCGAAACACCGAAUCCCACUCCCGAGAUACUCCUAAAAUGUGGAUUCUUCCUUCGGAAGGGAAGUAAAGCGUGGGUCCCGAGAUGAACUUGCCUAGCCUAUGGUUAAAAAUCUCGUUAAUACAGACAAAAAAAAAGUUGGAUGAGGACGGUCAAAACC
This is a messenger RNA of Aedes albopictus (Asian tiger mosquito), 2698 nucleotides long. RefSeq lists its product as uncharacterized. The record is from RefSeq and is a predicted model, not a curated record. Lineage: Eukaryota; Metazoa; Arthropoda; Insecta; Diptera; Culicidae. The transcript has 2 exons. The coding region runs from base 1229 to 1888 and encodes 219 amino acids.